Molecule: messenger RNA, 1213 nt
Organism: Phytophthora infestans T30-4
Lineage: Eukaryota; Oomycota; Peronosporomycetes; Peronosporales; Peronosporaceae
Exons: 4
Coding region: 356-1213 (285 amino acids)
Source: RefSeq, a predicted model, not a curated record
AGUUCCACCAGCAUGAGCUCGGAUGAGGAUGCGGUGAAGCUCUACAGCGCGCUGGAACGCAACAAGAAGCGUCAGAUGAUGGGUGCGUCGCAUUCUACCGACGAUUAUCUGUACAUUGAUACCUCGAUCACCAUCUACAUCACUCUCGAGAACGUGUAUCACCCGCUCAAAAACCUAUUGUUGUGCUCUUCUACAUUGUGCAGUGUCGCUCUCGUCCUCAUCCGACGAAGGAGACGACGACGAGGACUUUGAGGGAUUUGCAAUACUGGAAACGCCUACGAAGAAAAGGCGACAAAGCGCGUCGCCGGCACAGGCCAAUAAUGGCAAGAGCCCGACACGAGCAGGGAGAAAGCUAAUGGACGACAGUGACGAAGACGACGAUUUGUACACACCCAAGGAACGCGAGGCGGAACGUUUAAGGAAAGAACGAUUGGAGCAAGAGAUCCGCCAGAAACUGGAAAAAGACAAGGUGCUGAACCAGACGCGAGCCAUUUUGAACAAGGUGUCGACUACCAAACGACAGACGACUGUGAACAACAUAGAAGUGAUCUCACUGGACUCGGAAUCCGACGAUGAGAGCGACGAGGUUGCCCCAGUCGUUCCUGUUGCCCCAGUUGUCGACAAAGGCCCCCGGAUCAUUCUACAUAUCCGCUCCAAUGGUGGUGCUGUAGAUGAGAUUCCCAUCUACAAGAAAGAGACUUUUGACCAGUUAUACACGAGUUUUUGCGAGCUGCAUGGACUACCGCGAUCAGCUGUCAAGAUGGCGCUUGAUGGUGAGACUUUGCCAGUAACGGGGAGUCCGGCUAGUGAGGAUCUGGAUACAGGCGACAUCAUUGAAGCCAAGGUGGACUUUUCCCAGCAGAACGAGGCCAACAAGAAGAAGUAUCUGCGCUUGCGCCUCGUGGUAUUUGGCAAGCGAUCGGAAGUCUUUAAGAUCGAUUCGACGGCGACUGUCGCAAAGCUUCACGGGAGCUACUGCCAACGACAUCGCAUCGCCAAUCCAGACGAUGUCGCUAUGAGCAUACAAGGCCAAGAUCUUGAGCUGAAUGAAAAGCUUAAUUUCUACGGACUGAUCGACAAUGACGAGAUCUCGGUUACAGUCAACAACCACGUGGCCUCACAGCCGCAGUCGCGGACUAUUGACAUUCAACUCCGAUACGCAAAAGGCGACCCACUUACCCACCAAGUUGUCCAGGUACGUGUGUCUAAUUGA